AUGGCCACCGAUCGAAACACACGGGGUAAAAAUGCAUUGGAGUUUGGGAAAGCCACUAUGUACGUUAUUUCUGAGCGAGGUCUACAAACGGAAUCUUCUAUGCACAAUAAAGCCGCCGAGAACCGAAUAUUUUUGGACAAGGCUGUUUUCUCUGGGAAGAAGGUGAACUUUUCGCACACCAGAUCAGUCGAUUUUAAUUGGAAAGAAGUUGCUAAGUCUUCCGAGCAAGACAAAAAGCUACGAAUUUUGAAUUUGAAUGAACUUGUCGUCAACGAUAAGAUGAAAACGCUUGUUAGUCCUGAGAAAACUCGAUAUUCUGCAGGUGCUAAAAGCUUUGGGAAGAAUCUAAAUCGACCGAACUUGUGUUGUUAUGCGUCAGAAGUUAAUAUGGCAAAACAGUACAAACACGGAGCUGAAAAUAUAUUCAUCACUCGCCUGAGCAAAAUAUGUGACGAUUCUAUGGAUAAUUUUGAGAAAAGCACUGCGGAAGAAAAACCUGAGCGUCAGAAAAGAAGCAAAGCCCAGGACAGGAAAGAUUAUGAAAUUUUUGAGAAAAGUUGCCUUCUACGCAGCCAUGAUGUGGAUUCACUGAAAAGCGAACAGACAUUUGAAACCUUUGAGGAUACUAAAACUACAGGUACCUCUGAACAGGAAAAUGAUUCUGAAAGCUCUAGCACAUUUUACAAAGAUUGCACUUUCCAAGUUGAAAAGCUCGAAAAACCUGGCAAAUGCUAUUUAAAAAGAAUAUUUUAUUCCAAGGGACACCCUCAUUAUUCCAAACCGAGCAAUAUCAGCUGUUUACCACAAAUAGAGCGGAAGUUGGAAAAAUGUGAACCUGCGAAACAUUCACAUAAAGUUGGCAGGAAUAGCAGCUCGAGCAGAGAAACGAUUGAGGAAAAUAACAUUCACAGGCCAAGAAAUGAUAAACUCCUUCCUUUGAAUAUCAACGUUCUCAAAACCAGCGAGACACAAAAGCAUAAUUUAAAGUCCAUUGUUAAGCUUCCGACAGUUGUAGACAACAGAACUGGACAGGUUCACCUGUCUUUACAAGCAAUUGCUUUCGAGCAGAGCGACUAUAAUAAAUGGUCGCGGAGACGACAGCAAACAAAACUUGAAAACGCGAAAGCGACAUCUUUUUCUUUCCCUUUGAUUGCAAAAAGCAGUCGUUAA
Messenger RNA from Pocillopora meandrina, 1170 nucleotides. Lineage: Eukaryota; Metazoa; Cnidaria; Anthozoa; Scleractinia; Pocilloporidae. The record is from the annotation of a GenBank genome assembly.